AUGGAAUUGGCCGGAGAACGACUGGAAUCGCAUUUUGGACUAUUUUUAGGCGAAAAUUCGCAAAUUUUUGAGUUUUCAAAACAAAGCUAUAUGACGACGAUGAAAUUUCGAAAGAAAAUCGUCUAUCUUCUCUUGGUCCUCGGGUCCACCUAUCUCUCUGACAAGCUCACUGCUGCUGCAAACCGCAUCGUCUACCAAAGACAGCUCUCCCCAUAUCCAGACAAUCCGCCGUUGGGUUCAUCUUCAGGCAAUCAUGAUCUGGAUGUGAAGCCAAACUCCAACUCCCCACAGUACCCUGACCACCAUGCACUCUCUGACACGGAUCCUCAACGCUCUCGGCGUAAUUCCAAUGAUUCCUUUGACACGUCCGUUGAACUCCUCCUGAAAGCAUCCCGUGUCAUCAAUGGAAUCGCCCUCCAACAAGGUCUCUCCACUGGAACCAUCACUCCCGUCGUUCUUAUUUCGGAUCUUCUCAAUCUGGAAUCCGUAAACUCUAUCAAAUUAAUCAAUACUGACGAUUUCCAACCAUUGCUCAAGGAUAUCAAAGAACUUCCGCAAAAAUUGGUUAGCGAUGCUGAAAUUGAAAAGAUGGAGGAACGAUUCUUGAUCUACAGUGAUGCGAUUGAUAGGACCAAUGGAAUGGAGAAAGGAGUCACGAUUCCAGGAAUUGAUGUGUACUUCACUGCUGUCAAGAAGUUGUCGGAGUCCGUUCCUGACCUGGCUGCAUCCAACUUAAAAGAUUUGUUAGUAAAUCUAAUUGCUUUGAAGACGGACGAGAAGACAAAGGAGGUUUACACAAACAAUCGGCUCUCCAAUUUUCGAACCGCCAUUGACACUAUCAAGACUAUGGCAUCGACGCGUUUGGCUGUGGAUAACGUCCUCAGAUAUCCCGUAUCAGUUCUCGGACCGCUCUUCAAUGUCAAUGAAGUCCUCCAGAAGUUCGAAGACAAUGAUAUGAAACUUGUUGUUAACCCCAAAGAUACUCCCAUCAUGAAAAAAGUAGGAUCCAACGUCAAAAUUCUCGGAGACUUUUCGAAAGCUGUGAGUUCUCUUCAAUCGAAAGUUCACACUCUUCAUCAAGUUUUCACUGGUCGUCUGCAUCAGAGUGGAAAUCGCAAAUUGAGUUGUACAGCUGGAUUUGCCGAUGGAGUUUUGGAUCUUGGACUUGUUUCUAAUGAUUUGAAAGAUGAAUGGGUGAAGAAAGCAGUCGAUGGACAAUCAGAUUCCAUUGCCAAAGCCCUCGAUCAACUUGGACCUCUUCAACUGAACACUCAGGCUGCAGCAAGAUCUCUCCGAUUGGCUGAUGGUGACAAAUCUGCUUUGGAGAGUCUUACCAACCUUGUCGCUUCUGUUCCUCAAGCCGACGGUUCAUUAAACGAUCUAUCCUCAUCGAUCGAAAAGUUCUUCAUCACGAAAUCAAUCUCGGAUAUGAGCCCAACCAAUAUGCAGGAGUUUCAAACAAUUUUCAACUAUAUCAAAGUCUUGCCGGAACAUUUGGACGCCAUCAAGCAAGCGAACAAAAUUGCUUCAGCUGUAGCCAAGGACGAAGCCGGAGACCUUUCGGAUAUUCUUGGAAUCAUCAAGGAUUCAUCAGGAGCAACUGCAUUUGAGCAAUUGGACAAUCUUCGGAAAUCAGCUGCAUUCGAAAAUCUGAGGAACUCGCUCGAAAGUGGUGCCAAAUCCUAUGAAGUGUUGACGAAAAAAGAUGGAAAUGGGAAAGCUCCGAAAUCGGUGAUCGAUAUGGCUAAGGAGAUCGACACGAAAAAGGCGGUAAUUCAAAAGUAUACUGAUGGAUUAAUCCCAUUUCUGCAAGAAAUUGAUAAGUUGAGAAAGCUGCCAGGAUCCAAAAGCCUUGGAGCAGCAAUCAGAGCAAUUCAAGAGCAUCGGAAGUCGGUUGUAAGUGUGCCAGAUGUCCAACAGAUUUCCGGAUGGGUCAAAACAGCCAAGACCACUCUCUCCUCACUUGAGAAUUCAGUCAAGGAAAUGGGAGGAAUGAAGAGUAUCGAGAAGGACGCGUUGGCAUCCACAAACAAAAUUCUCAAAGAUUCACAAACUAUCGGAUCGUCGGCUCGAGUGUUUCGUGGCAUGAAAAUGAUUUUGGAGACGAGUCUCGAUUUGGAUGAUGUCCAGAUGGAGAAGGUCAGGAAGUACGUGAUUGGAGUCUCGGAUCCAAAAGAUAGAAAGAACUUGGAAGAUUUGAUGGCGCUGGAUCAGAAGAUCAACACACUGAAACAAGAAGUCAACCAGGUCAGAUCUUCUAUCAAGCCUCCAAAGUCUCCUGAUUUCAUUUCUCUCAACGAAGUCAUCCAAACUGCAAAAGGAUUAUCUGGUAUUCCAAUGGACUUCUUUGCAAUUGGUAAAUCUGUGGAAAAGAUGUCGGAGCAGCUCAAGGACCGGGAUCUUCUGAAAAUCAAAAAAGUUCUCGAUCAGCUGGAUACAUUUGGCUUGGAUUUCGCUCGUCACAAGACCGCAAUUGGUGCAUCGAAGGCUGCUCUCGGCAACGUCGAUCUACUUUUUGUUGCUUACGGAAAAGCUAUGCACAAACCGAGCAAAAAGUCCGAUGAUAAAAAAGUGCUCUACAUCAGUUUGGGAGCUACUGCUGGUUUCCUCAUCAUUGCAACCCUGACCGUGACCUUGAUUUGGUGGCGUUGUCCAAUUGGUUGUUGUCGCACAAAAGUAAUACAUCACUACGACACCACCGUGUUGCCACCUGUUAAACCCGUAAUUGACGAAGAACCUGCUCCAACUCCUGAUCUCGGUGGAUCUGCUCCUGUUAAAUCCGGUCCACCAGUUCCACCUGUACAUGAAUCGCCUGCACCUGAGCGUGAAGAAGAGCCCACUCAGCAAGGUAGGCGAACUUCAGACAUAGAAAUACAAUACUGUAACAAUUCCCUUCUUUCAGAACAUCCUGUCGCAAAUAUCACUCCUAGCCAAGAAGAAGCAGUUUUCUUUUCUGUGAAUAACUGUGCCGCCCGUUACCGUACUUUGCUACUAGAGAAAUUUUUGGGCAGUUUGUCGCCAGUCGAAUACUGGCUUCUUUUCGUGGACACCAGAUUCAAAACGGAUUUGGAGAAUUUGCCCGCGACGUCGAAGGAAGUCCAUGCGAUGCGAGCAUGGCAAAGAAAGAAUGUUUCACUGGGUCUCAACGGAAUGUUCUCGGAUAAAGACUGGCCGUUGUUCGCAAAAGGAUGGAUUCAUGCGAACAUGAUUACCUAUUCGAAUGGGUUCAGAAUCGUUCUGUCACAAGCACCACAGACUGAAAACAGCACCAGAAAGUGUAACAUUGGUCACUUUUGGUCGGCAGUCCGCUCCCGAGGAUCCAAUAUGGUCGUUUGUUUGACCAAGUUCAUGGAAGUUGACCUCUUUUUGAUUUCUCUCAUAGGAACUGAGAUAAUUGAGUUCAAAUUGUACUUUAUCCCAGGAGACGAUGAGAAGUGCAGUCCAUACUUUCCACUGACCCAAGGAACCACAGAAACGUAUGCCAAUGGAAUAGUCACCAUCACAUGCAUUUCUGUGACCACUUCUUUCGAUGGAGAGCUGACGAUUCGAGAGCUGAGAAUCACAAUUGGUAAUGGUCAAUCAUUCACCGUGCGACACUUCCACUACACCGGAUGGCCGGAUUUCGAGAUUCCGAGACGGACCGACGUCGUGCUGGCGAUCUACCAAGAAAUCAUUGAUCGCGGGAACACGCCAUUCGUUCAUUGCACAGCCGGACUCGGAAGAAGUGGAGUGUUGGCUCAACUGUUGGGCAACAUGAUUUCGUUCGAAUCGAGAGGUUACCAUCUCGAACAGACUGUAGUUCUGAACGAGAUUCGUCAUUUCCGUCCGGGAGCCGUCCAGACUCAAGCUCAACUGUGGUUUGCUGCCGUUCUCACCAUUGAAGCUGUCCGCAUACUCAAUUAUCUCAGAUCUUUUAUGAGAUAUCCAAAAUCUGUUAACUGUGAAAAUAGAGUUGGCGUCGCGAUGACUGCAAAAGCUCUGAAGAUCUACGGCAAUCUUAUCGUACCAGCGAAGGAGUAUUUGGCGAAAGGAGUCACCGAUGCGACAUUCAAAGCCAUCGACGCCAAAUUGACAUCGAAAAAUCACAUGACGGAUAAGCAGAAGGCAGAAGAGAUGGAGAAGAAAUACAAGCAAACGGUCUUGGAGUUGAAAGCGGCCCAAACUCCACCUCCAGCCACACCAUCUGCUUCUAGCUCUUCCAACGUGAUGUCUCUAAGAGAUAACAACGAAAUGGACAUCCAGAAGCUCGAGCAGGAAGUGGGUGGAAUGCGAACGGCUACGUCUGAUACCAAUGUUGCCGGACCGUCGAGAUUGAGUCUUGAAGCACCGAUCAGUCAACAGAAGAGCAAACGAUCCAAGACACCAGAUACCAAGGAGAAGAAGAAGAAGGCCGGGAAGAAGAAGAAGGCAGCGGCCGCGGAGGCCGGAAUGACAGUGGCCGAGUCUCUCGGGACUCAACCAUCGGAUACGAAUGUCAGGAAGCUGUGA
This is a messenger RNA of Caenorhabditis briggsae, 4488 nucleotides long. Gene Ontology annotation, biological process: protein dephosphorylation. Gene Ontology annotation, molecular function: protein tyrosine phosphatase activity. NCBI's taxonomy places the organism in Eukaryota, Metazoa, Nematoda, Chromadorea, Rhabditida, Rhabditidae. The record is from RefSeq and is a predicted model, not a curated record. The transcript has 13 exons. Bases 1 to 4488 code for a protein of 1495 amino acids.